GGGCCCGACGGCUUGGAGGCACUGUUACUGAUUGAACAAGACAAUCAAGGUUCCUUGCCCUUGUGGAGCUUACUGUCUCGUGGGGUGACAUACAACAUAAACAAACAAAUAAGAUAAUUCAUAUGGUGAUUUAUUCUGAGAUCAUAACAGAAGGUAUACUGCCUGGUUUCUUUUCUCCACGGUCAUCUCACAUCUGAAACAUGGCUACGGAUUGGCUGGGCAGUAUUGUGUCUAUCAACUGUGGGGAUAGCUUAGGUGUCUAUCAGGGAAGAGUGUCAGCAGUGGAUCAGGUCAGCCAGACCAUUUCUCUCACCCGACCUUUCCACAAUGGAGUGAAGUGCCUUGUGCCAGAAGUCACCUUCAGGGCAGGUGACAUUAUGGAAUUAAAAAUUCUGGAGAUACCAGGGCCUGGAGAAAACCAACAUUUUGGAGACCUACAUCAGACAGAAUUAGGCCCUUCUGAUGUUGGGUACCAAGUGGGUAUCAAUCAGAAUGGCACAGGCAGGUUGGUCAAGAAGCCAACCUCUUCCAGCAGUGCCCCUCAGAACAUCCCUAAGAGGACAGAUGUGAAGAGCCAGGAUGCUGCCGUUUCCCCCCAGCAGCAGCAGUGCUCCAAGAGCUAUGUGGACAGGCACAUGGAGCCCUUGAGUCAGUCCAAAAGUUUCCGUCGUCGGCACAACUCUUGGUCAUCUAGUAGCAGGCACCCAAAUCAGGCAACUCCAAAGAAAAGUGGUUUAAAGAAUGGCCAAAUGAAGAAUAAAGAUGAUGAGUGCUUCGGGGAUGAUAUUGAAGAGAUCCCAGAUACCGAUUUUGAUUUUGAAGGGAACCUAGCCCUGUUUGACAAGGCAGCUGUGUUUGAGGAGAUUGAUACCUAUGAGAGAAGAAGUGGUACCCGUUCCCGCGGCAUCCCAAAUGAAAGACCUACUCGGUAUCGCCACGAUGAGAACAUCUUGGAGCCAGAGCCUAUAGUCUACCGACGGAUCACAGUGCCCCACAAUGUGAGCAAAGAGUUUUGCACAGACUCUGGCCUGGUUGUUCCAAGUGUUUCCUAUGAGCUACAUAAAAAGCUGUUGUCUGUGGCGGAAAAGCAUGGGUUGACUCUGGAGCGGAGACUGGAGAUGACAGGCGUGUGUGCCAGUCAGAUGGCACUGACUCUACUUGGAGGACCCAACAGGUUGAAUCCCAAAAAUGUUCACCAGAGGCCUACAGUGGCUUUGCUAUGUGGGCCCCAUGUAAAGGGGGCUCAGGGUAUCAGCUGUGGAAGGCACCUAGCCAACCAUGAUGUUCAGGUCAUCCUCUUCCUGCCCAACUUUGUCAAGAUGCUAGAGUCUAUCACCAAUGAGCUGUCUCUCUUCAGCAAGACCCAAGGCCAACAAGUGUCUAGUCUUAAAGAUCUGCCCACUAGUCCUGUGGACCUGGUGAUCAACUGUCUGGAUUGUCCCGAGAAUGCCUUCCUGCGAGAUCAGCCCUGGUACAAGGCAGCUGUGGCUUGGGCCAACCAGAACCGGGCACCAGUACUCAGCAUAGAUCCUCCGGUGCAUGAAGUUGAACAGGGCAUCGAUGCCAAGUGGUCACUGGCUCUGGGCCUGCCGCUGCCACUGGGAGAGCACGCAGGCCGUGUCUAUUUGUGUGACAUUGGCAUUCCCCAGCAGAGGCUGGCUCAGAAGGCCCCUGGAGGAGACUGCAGCUUCUCCACCUGCACAGAUGCAUACCUAAAGGCCUUUCAGUCAAAGGGUAUGUCUCAGGCUCAGCAGAAUGGUUAGCAAUGUGCUGGAGUGAAUGGGGGAGAGCAAGACCACCAGGUGACUUUCCCACCAGGUAUGUGGCUGCCCCAUGCUCCAUUUGAGGGUGGACACUUACAUCUAAGGGCGUGGCAGAGCUG
Molecule: messenger RNA, 1882 nt
Organism: Molossus molossus (Pallas's mastiff bat)
Lineage: Eukaryota; Metazoa; Chordata; Mammalia; Chiroptera; Molossidae
Gene: EDC3
Product: enhancer of mRNA decapping 3
Exons: 9
Coding region: 201-1763 (520 amino acids)
Biological process (GO): P-body assembly; deadenylation-independent decapping of nuclear-transcribed mRNA
Cellular component (GO): P-body
Molecular function (GO): mRNA binding
Source: RefSeq, a predicted model, not a curated record